Molecule: messenger RNA, 986 nt
Organism: Capsaspora owczarzaki ATCC 30864
Lineage: Eukaryota; Filasterea; Ministeriida; Capsasporidae
Product: sid3
Exons: 6
Coding region: 129-785 (218 amino acids)
Molecular function (GO): GTP binding; GTPase activity
Source: RefSeq, a predicted model, not a curated record
CUCGCAUCUCCGAGUCGCAUCAUCGAAACUCCCUUUUUCUUUGCUCUUUUCUCUCUCUCUCUCGUCCUCCAUCUCUCUCGCUUUCCAGUCCCCCAGUUGAACACACAAACACACACAUUCACAGCAACAUGAGCAGCGAAGACGCAGCAUCGUCGGCAGGCGGCGAAGGCGAAGGCGAGGAGCUCUCGUCCCAGCUCAAGGAAGGCCAGAAGAAGAACAGCGUCGUUGUCAAGGUUGGCAUGGUCGGCGACAGUCAAAUCGGCAAGACGAGCUUGAUGGUCAAGUACGUCGAGGGCACCUUCGACGAAGAUUACAUUCAGACGCUUGGUGUCAACUUUAUGGAAAAGACCAUUUGCAUUCGCAACACGGAAAUCACAUUCAGCAUCUGGGAUUUGGGAGGCCAACGCGAGUUCAUCAAUAUGCUCCCACUUGUGUGCAACGACGCCGUUGCCAUUCUGUUCAUGUUUGAUCUGUCGCGAAAGUCCACUUUGAACAGCGUGAAAGAGUGGUACCGACAGGCGCGCGGUUUCAACAAGAACGCCAUCUCAUUCCUAAUCGGCACAAAGUUUGACAUUUUCGCCCAAUCACCUAUUGAAGAGCAAGAGGAAGUGACUCGACAGGCCCGAAAAUACGCCAAGGCCAUGAAAGCUCCACUCAUCUUCUGCUCAACGUCGCACGCAAUCAACGUGCAGAAGAUCUUCAAGAUUGUGCUGAGCAAGGCAUUCGACCUCAAGUGCACAAUCCCACUGAUAGAAAACGUUGGCGAGCCCAUCAUUGAGUAUUAAAGAUGGAUUUGGACGAGCGCUGUUGCUUUCUCCUCGCUUCGGUUGACCCUGCAUUGCUCGCCUUUUCGUCUUUUGUUGCCCUGCACAAUCAAUUUCCCCAGCCCCGCUCUCCCAACCCAAACGAAUCUUAUUCUUGUAUCUGUGUAUGUCUCCUUCUAUGUGUGUGUAUCUUGCCCUGCAAUACAUAGUCUUUUCAUCAAA